Messenger RNA from Melitaea cinxia (Glanville fritillary), 1115 nucleotides. RefSeq lists its product as uncharacterized. The coding region runs from base 142 to 1023 and encodes 293 amino acids. The transcript is spliced from 3 exons. NCBI's taxonomy places the organism in Eukaryota, Metazoa, Arthropoda, Insecta, Lepidoptera, Nymphalidae. The record is from RefSeq and is a predicted model, not a curated record.
CGUGAGCGGCAUGCCGCGCGCGAUUUCCGCGCUGUGUUUGGACGGCCGCCGCGCACGAAUGCCGCGUGUUGCUGCCGCGCGCGAACGAGGUUGCCGCGCGCGUAGUGUUCGUUCGUCAGUGAAGGUGUGUGGACGUAAACGAUGGAUAACGAAACGGCAAUUCGACUUAUUGAAAUAUAUGGUUCAUUUAAUGCAUUAUGGGACACCAGGCGCAAAGAAUAUCAUAACAAUAAUUUAAGAGAAGACAUGUGGGAUGAAAUCGCAAAAAAUUUCGAGCAACCGAAAGCAGUUCUAAAAACCAAAAUGAAAAGUCUUUUAAGCUCAUACAGAAGGGAGAGAAACAGAGAAAAAACGAGUAACAUUACUGGUUCGGAUAGAAACAAGGCCUACAAGUCUAAAUGGUUUGCCUACGAAUCUUUCCACUUUUUGCAUGAUAGGGGUAAUCCUAUUGACACAGUGGAUUGUGGCUCAUCGUCGCAGUCACAUAAUACAGAACAAGGAGCUACAGAACAAGGAGCUACAGAACAAGGCGCUACAGAACAAGGCGCUACAGAACAAAGCGCUACAGAACAAGGCACUUCAGAACUAAAUACGACUAACAUGAAUACUGCAUCUACGAUUCCAACUAAAAGGAAGCCAACAAAGAGAACACACGAAGAUCCGGAGUAUGAUGCCGAGAAUAAAAUGUUAGAAGAUGCAUUGGAAGAAAUGCGAAAACAAAGCGAUAACAGCAACGAUUUAUACGUUGCUUUUGGCAUGCACGUAGCGGCAGAGUUGAGAAAAUACGAUCCCAUAACCUUAGCAAGAGUAAAACAUUCCAUAAAUACUAUAAUAUUUGACGCUGAUAUGGCAUGUAUAAACCAACUCAAUCAGUCUACAAUUCAAGAAAACGAUGAAAGAAGACCAGGUUAUUUUACUACACAUUAUACCGAUAUCUCCAAUACGGCAUCCUCUAGUGACUCUAGUAUGGGAUCCGGACUUACACAAUUGAUUAACGAUUUGAAUACUGAGAAUAGUUUAUAAUUAAAUAGUGAUUGUUUCAUUUUUAUUGUCUGCACAUUAAACAUGCACAUAUUUAUGAUUGAUUAAAAACUUAAUAAAAAUAAUGUAAGUAA